AUGCCCCUACUGCCCACAGCCUCUACUGCCCACGGCCUCUACUGCCCACGGCCCUACUGCCCAGGGCCUCUACUGCCCACGGCCCCUACUGCCCACGGCCCCUACUGCCCACGGCCUCUACUGCCCACGGCCCUACUGCCCAGGGCCCCUAAUGCCCACGGCCCCUACUGCCCACGGCCCCUACUGCCCAUGCCCCUACUGCCCACAGCCUCUACUGCCCACGGCCCUACUGCCCACGCCCCUACUGCCCACGCCCCUACUGCCCAGGGCCUCUACUGCCCACGGCCCCUGCAGCCCACGCCCCUACUGCCCACGCCCCUACUGCCCACGGCCCCUACUGCCCACGCUACUACUGCCCACGGCCUCUACUGCCCACGGCCCCUACUGCCCACGCCCCUACUGCCCACGCCCCUACUGCCCAGGGCCUCUACUGCCCACGGCCCCUGCAGCCCACGCCCCUACUGCCCACGCCCCUACUGCCCACGGCCCCUACUGCCCACGCUACUACUGCCCACGGCCUCUACUGCCCACGGCCCCUACUGCCCACAGCCCUACUGCCCACGGCCCCUACUGCCCACGCCCCUACUGCCCACGGGCCUUGUGCGGCUCUUUCCAUUAUAG
Messenger RNA from Knipowitschia caucasica, 621 nucleotides. NCBI's taxonomy places the organism in Eukaryota, Metazoa, Chordata, Actinopteri, Gobiiformes, Gobiidae. The record is from the annotation of a GenBank genome assembly.